AUGGAAGCAGCUACUGACAACCUCAAAGACAAAUUGAAGUGUGGGAAAUGUGGAAUUUCCUACGGGUCAAAUCGAGCAAUGUGGUUUAUGGUUGCUUGUAAUCAUCACACUUGUCAUGCUUGUUAUUUGAAAGGGUAAGAAUUUUCGAUGAUUUCAGAUCAGUUUUUACUCAUUUUGUAAUCUUUCAGUGAUCGUGGAAUUCGAGAUUUUUGUAUGAUUUGCCGCAAACCAUCAAAUUAUGUGGAAAUUCCAUUGGUUAAAGGUGAAUAUUUUUACCGUUUUGCAAAAGAAAUCUUGAAAUUUCACGUAUUUUGUUGCUGAACAAAAAAUCUCGGUUCGCUGUUUAAAGGGUCAUGCUUUAAUUUUCCACCAAAAUCUCAAGAACGGCUGCACCAAAUGAAAAUCUGAGUACACCAUCUUUAUCGCCGUGAAAAACUGCAUGGAAAUAAGCUUUGGUGGAGCGAACGGGUGCCGUUUUAGCUUUUCGGGGUUCGUGGCGAGACCAAUUUCGAAAAAUAGCGCGCAAAAUGGAGAGACGCGAGAGAUUUUUGUGCAUUUGUGCGUCACCGUGUUUGCACAAGUCAAUACAGUAUACCAACCGCGAACCGAGGGCCAAAAAAUACGUGAUUUUUGCAGAAAUAAUUGAUACUCUUGACAAACAACGUCUCAAAAUCACACAACUUCAAAAAAAUGAGCGAAAAACGAGAGAUGAAGCUGAUGGUAUUGGAUUUCGCGCCAAAAGAUCAAGGCUUGCAGAGCAAUUCAAAUGUCGAAGUUGUUUGAAUCCGGAUUUUGAGCAAAAGUUUGUGAAUUUCCACAAAGUUUCCCAAUAAAUCUCGAAAAUUGCAGCUUGAAUAUUUGCCAAACUUGUCACGGUUUGAAAUUUGAGAAUAAAACCGAUGUGGAAAAAUCGGCGCUUUGCUCGAAUUGCGCAAUUCGAAAUCAUAUGAGAAAAGGACAUCAAACUGUCGAUUUUCUGCCGUUUUUGGUGAGUUUUUUUGAAGAAACGAUUUUAAAAUGAGCAAAUGUAUUUUUUAGCGAGCUUAUAAAUUCGAAGAGCAUUCGUUGGCUGUGAAAAAAUCGUUUGAAGAAUUCACCAAAGUUUGCGAAGAACGAAAAUUGGAAGAGCAAAAAUUCAGAGAGGAAAAUGGAAGAUUGAAAGAGGUUUGUUUGAGAUUCCUCUAUUUCCCAAAUUUUAUGAUUUUUCAGCAAUAUGAUCAACUCACAGAAAUGGCUCGAAAAAGUCGCUCGACAUCUCAUCUCAUUUCGAAUUUGGAAAAAUUGAAAAAUUUUAUCGAUGAGGCAAAAAUCAUCAAUACUUCUGCCACCAACGAAUUGAAAGCUCGAACUUUGAUGCUUCAAAACAAUUUUGCUGAAAUCAAGAAGUUCUCCGAAACCAUGACUGGAAAUUGUGUGAAAGAUGAAGAAAUUGUCAAAUUGGAAGAGUAA
This is a messenger RNA of Caenorhabditis angaria, 1449 nucleotides long. Lineage: Eukaryota; Metazoa; Nematoda; Chromadorea; Rhabditida; Rhabditidae. The record is from the annotation of a GenBank genome assembly.